CUGCUGCAAAGAAAAACUCAAACUGAAGUUGUGGCGACAACGAUCCAAGUCACAACGCGAUCCCAUAACCCAAACGCGACUCCAGCAUUGCACACGCGCUCCUCAUCAUCAUCUUCAAUUCAAUACAAUACCAAAGAAAUUAAGCCGCAUCAACCUUGUUGUUGUUGUGGUUGUUGUUGCUGCUGCUGCUUUUGUUGUCGUUGUUGUUGUUGCUGUGCGCAGGUAUAUAAAAGGAAAAGCCGACAGAUCGAAAGAUCCUCGACUUGUUGACACACGUACAAAGGGCACUUUGUCAACUCAGAAGUCUCUCAAAGCAUUGAUCAACUAGAUGACGCCAACUAGCAGAUCAGGACUUGCUCCAAAUGAUGAAUAGAUAUAUCUCAAGAUCGCCAUCAUUCAUCAGCUAAGGGAAAAUAGUUUGCACUUCUAAUGCAACUGCAGCAGUGAUCAGCCUUCUUAACCUUGGAAAACACCCACACCAUUUGCUCCUGACUUGAGUGCAAAGUUCUCAGUUUCUUUUCAAGUGUAGCGCGGUCAGAAAACGAAAGUGUUCUUAUUCAAAGCUGUGCUGGUGUCAGCAACACUUUCUCGGAUCUCGCGGAUCAUUGGCCGGCGACAGGUCGUCGCUAACGGACGUCAAAUCGUAAAUCGGCUUUGGCGAUGAGUGAUCAACUGUUGAGCUCCAACUCGGACGAUCCACCUGUACUGAUACCCACUACAGUCUCACUCUCCAGUACUUACACCGAUGCAGAGUCCGCGGAGCAACCCGUACUGCUUGAGCUAGGCGCCGCGCAGCCGACGACGAGUCUUAGCUACACUCUGCCACCAGAUGUUGGAGGAUUACUCACAUACAGUUCUCCACACGCACACAACCUUAGCUACGCGCAAAGUUUAUUGUCCAGCUAUGAGAAACAUUCUCAGCAGCAUCCUCACCAUAAUCUCAGCGUGAUCGGCAGUUCGGGCUACAGCAUAAGCAUACCACAGACCGUGUCCAUGUGGCAUGAAGGAAGAGGUGCACUUAUCGAACCGAAACGACCUGAUCUCGUCUCGGUGCCACCGCCCACAUAUAUGAGUUACAGUGGAGGCAAUGCUAUCGAACUGGACAUUGCCAAGGAACAGAAUCCCGCCUGGCGCGAAAAGGCCAUCCAGAUGGAGAAGGACUAUAGACGCACAGCCUGUGAUCGGGAACGCACCCGGAUGCGGGAUAUGAACAAGGCCUUCGAUCUCUUGCGCUCCAAGCUGCCCAUUUCCAAACCCAAUGGCAAGAAGUACUCCAAAAUCGAAAGUUUGCGCAUCGCGAUAAACUAUAUUAACCAUCUGCAGGCCAUGUUGCGGGAUAAUCAUACUCUGCCCGAAACGGAACUGGUCUCCUUCAGGUGCAGCAGUCGUUCCGUGCACUACGAUGGCCAAGGACAGAUUCACAAUCACUCCGGCAGCUACGACUAUGAGAAUAGUGCUUCGGCGGCGACAGCCUCACAAAAUGGCUGCAAUUGGAGCGGUGGCAGUAGCUGUUCACCGGGCUAUGAAGCCAACUCCAAAGAUCACUGGAAUACGUAGUUGUCACAGCUGAGAACAGUCAAAGAUGGAGUAAAUCGAAGAGAAUCUAAAUUGUUUUGAAUGUUUCGAAUAUCAAAAUUGUGGUUAGUGUAAAAAUACCCAAAAAUAUUUAAAUAUUAAUUAAAAAGGAAUAACUUUCAAGGUUUAUAAAGCCCGAUGAAAAAGGCGUGAAUUCAAUAUCAGAAUUAUAAACAUUAUUUGUACAGCUUCCAAGUGCAAUUUUAUAUUAAGUUUACAAAACUUUGUAUUUUAAAGACGUAAAUUAAAAUAAACAAAAUAA
Drosophila grimshawi is the source of this 1837-nucleotide messenger RNA. RefSeq lists its product as uncharacterized. Gene Ontology annotation, cellular component: nucleus. The coding region runs from base 661 to 1557 and encodes 298 amino acids. Gene Ontology annotation, molecular function: RNA polymerase II cis-regulatory region sequence-specific DNA binding; DNA-binding transcription factor activity, RNA polymerase II-specific; protein dimerization activity. Gene Ontology annotation, biological process: regulation of transcription by RNA polymerase II; mesoderm formation. The transcript has 3 exons. The record is from RefSeq and is a predicted model, not a curated record. Lineage: Eukaryota; Metazoa; Arthropoda; Insecta; Diptera; Drosophilidae.